AUGUACUGUCAAAAAAAAUUCAAUUUGUUAUUUGUCUUUUAACUACAAAACUUGUUUAAUAUCAGAAUUUCGUUAAACUAUUUAUGGAAGAUAUAUAUAUCGGGUGCUAAUAAAUAAAUAACGGCUGUGAAUUUGUACAAAACUGCUACAUUUUCCAACAUAAAAUAGGUUUAAGUAUAAGAUACUGGAAAAUGUUGAUAACUGUGGAAGGAGUGAAGAACAAGCAAAUGAAAAGGUUCUUAGAACAUGGUACAUAUCUCCUUAUUAUUUUCCUAUUAGUGCCUGGUUUCCUGUAUUUUGAACUCUGUGUUGUGCUACCAACUGUUGUAGAAGCUUGGACUAUACCCUAUUUUGUUCAUUAUAUUUGUGCAUCAUUUUUGUUACUAAAUAUUGUAGGUAACAUGAUAUAUGGGAUGUUUACAGACACAAGCAUAAAGGGUAGAAAUUUGGACAGUGUUAAUAAAGAUGGCUGGACGCUAUGUUCAGUGUGUGAGGUAUUGAGACCUCCAAGGGCUUGGCAUUGCAACAAUUGUGAUAUAUGUAUUUUAAAAAGAGAUCACCAUUGCACAUUUUUUGCCAGUUGUGUUGGAUAUUACAAUCAUAGAUAUUUUAUGUUUUUUACUUUAUAUAUAUUCAUAUCUAUGCUCUAUUCAUUUUAUUAUAAUGUGAUUUUUCUGUCGACCUUUCUCAAAUGGAAUCAUGGCCUGGUUAUAGCCAAAUUUAUUUUCCCUUUAGCUACAUUUGUCGUAGAUUUUGGAGCAGAAAGCUUCUAUGUCUUUUUGAUUGAGAUUAAUUUUAUUGUUGGAGCUUUUACUGGCUUCCUAUUUUUUUUUCAUUUUGACAAUAUUUUAAAGGGAAGAAUUACUCCUGAGAAAAAAGAAAAUAAUAAAGGGACUUCUUACCACAAAGGUUGGAAGCAAAAUAUUAUUGAAGUUUUUGGGAUUAAUUGGUAUCUUACGUGCAUAUCACCUUUUAUCCACAGUCCUUUGCCUGGCAAUGGUAUUGACUGGUUUGUUAAUGACAAGAAAAAAUAAGCAUAAAUUUAUUAUACUUUAAUAAAAUGUACUUACACCAAAAAGCCUUAUGAUAGAUAAAUAAGAAUAGACAAUUUAUAUUUACAUUUAUAUGGCUUAACGAAGCAGAGAUAAUAUAGAAGAUUUGCUGUGGCUGAAAAUAAGAUUUUUAGGGUUUUUGCAUUUAUUGCUUUAAAAAAAUUGUCAUAGUGUUAAAAUAGCCUUUGUAAACUUGAAUGAAAAAUUAUUAAAAUUUCAAUUAAAAGCGUCAGAGGUUUCGUAUUAAAUUUUUAGUAGACAGACAGUUUUGGUAGAAGCAAACAUUAAGGAAUCAUAGUGUUCUGUGCUAGUCACUCAACAAGUACAUGAAAAUCUUGUUAAAUAUUUACAUAUUGACACCAGAUCUUAUAAAAUCUGGCUAUAGAUUUCCUUCUUAUUUUAAAAUUUAUGUUAUUCUUAAAUAAAAUUAUUUUUAAAGUGUAUCAGAUAAUUGAAAAAACAUUGUGAUUUUAUUUACUUCAGAUAUCAUAUAUUAUUUACUUAAUAUUUAAGGAUUUACAAUACCCUUACAAGGUUGCUGCAGUUAUAACGAGUUAAUGAUAUUUAAUGUUUAUUUAUACUAUAAUUUGUUAUACAUAUUCUUUUUACAUGUUUUAUGCAUGUGUAUUUAUAGUGACAUAUUAUUGAGCAAUAAUUCAAAGGCCACAAAGGACAAUCGUUUUAACAACUGUACCAAAUGUGAGGUGACGAUCUUUUUAUUUAUAUAUCAACAUAAAUACCGUCUUUUUAAAGAUAUUUUCAUUAAGAAAAAAAUAUUUCUAGUUUGACAAAGUCAUUUUUUUAUAAAACUAGUCAAAUUUCAUAACUAAGGUACCUAGAAAUUAUGUGCUUUAAGGUUUGUAAUUUUUAUCUUAAGCAUAUGUAAGAGAAUAUCACGUGUUUUUGUACAAAUAAGUGUAAAUUUCCAGAAAAAAUACUGCCUCAGUCAAGUGUAACUUAUCAGCACAUUGAGAUGAAAAUAAAAAUACACAGAUAACUCAAAUAUCUUACUUGUGAUUAAAUUACAUUGAUCUUCUUAAAAGUUUGUCAUCUAACAGUACACAUGUUUUCAUUAAACAUUAGUGCAUAAAGUUUGAGUUUACUGUUCAGAACAUCGAUCAAGUGCAGAAAAAAAAAAGUUUUUAUCCAAAAAUCCACACCUCUUUGUGAGCCCAUCGAAUGCUCACCCUGACUUGAUAAACAAAUUAGUUUUAAUUUUUGAGUACGCUUUCACAGAAACUUAUACAAGUUGCUAGUUGUAGUUUUUCUUUAGCGUACAUCUGUUCAGUAUUUAGUGAAGUAUAAUUUUGUUCGUUAUGUAUAUAUAUAUUUUUUAAUUUUACCAUUUAUAAAUAAGUAUAAGUUUAUUAAUUUAAAAGAUUGUUUAAAUAUGGAAAUAAAUUAUACGUAACCAAAAUUAGUG
This is a messenger RNA of Danaus plexippus (monarch butterfly), 2475 nucleotides long. RefSeq names its product probable palmitoyltransferase ZDHHC24. The transcript is spliced from 2 exons. Lineage: Eukaryota; Metazoa; Arthropoda; Insecta; Lepidoptera; Nymphalidae. The record is from RefSeq and is a predicted model, not a curated record. Bases 192 to 1034 code for a protein of 280 amino acids. Gene Ontology annotation, molecular function: palmitoyltransferase activity.